AAAAAAUAGAAACAGAAGUCAGUUGAAGCUUAUAACUAGCUGUCCUACUAUUAGUCUAUUACUACUCACUUUGUGUUCAGCGUCUCUUACUCCCUUCAUUCUUCUUCUUCUUCUUCUUCUCAACUACCUGGAAGUUUCUCUCUUUCUCAUUCUGUAGUGGAUUCAGAAGAAUAUCAAAGUUAUUUGGGGUACAUCUUGGGGAGAAGCAUAAUCAAUUCGUUGGGGCUUCUAAUUUGAGUUCACUGAAGAACUAAAGUUUACAUAUAUUUGAUUCUCCAAAAUUGUUAGACGUGUGAUGGUAAUUCUACAUACACGAAAAGAAGCCAUAUGAUGACCACAGCUGCAGUCAUCGGGCUUAGUGCGGGGAAGAGGCUUUUGAGUUCCUCCUACUAUUACUCUGAUCUCACAGACAAGCUCUCAUAUGUUAAUGAUCAUGCACUUGCUCACAAUCAAAUCACUUCAACUAAGAAAGUGAUAAGUUCCAAAAAGUCAUCUAAUUAUAGCCCCAGUACUUUUACAUCAUCUAAUCAGCAAACACAGUCUAUCAAGGCUGUCAAAGAACAUGUGAAUAUUACCUCUUCUCCUUCAGCUGAAGAGCCAUGGGUUCAGAGACACACUAGCCUUGAAGAGGAAAGUUCUGAUCUCAAUUAUUCAGUGGAGGCACUUCUUUUGUUGCAAAAGUCUAUGCUGGAAAAGCAAUGGAAUCUUUCUUUUGAGCGGACAGUACUAACUGACUCACCAAGAGGAAGAAUUCUCAAGAAAAUACCCGUCACUUGUUCUGGGGUAUCUGCUCGGCAAAGGAGAAUGACAACAAGGAAGAAAAAUCUGAACAAAAAUGGUUAUAUGAUGCAACCUUGUACAACCAAGCAGAUGAGAUCCAUGAUCAGUCCAGAGCUGCUUCAGAAUCGUUCAAAGGGUUAUGUCAAUGGUGUAUUAAGCGAAUAUUCACUCACUCAUUCAGAUGUUGUAUGCCUGUCAAAGAAAAUUAAAACUGGUAUCUCCUUAGAGGAGCACAAAUUGAGACUGAAGGAGAGGUUAGGAUGUGAGCCUUCUGAUGACCAACUUGCAACUGCAUUGAGGAUUCCUCGUGCUGAGUUACAGUCAAAACUGAUUGAGUGUACUUUAGCAAGAGAGAAGCUGGCAAUGGGUAACAUUCGUCUGGUCAUGUCUAUUGCUCAAAGAUAUGAAAACAUGGGUGCUGAAAUGGCUGACCUGGUUCAGGGUGGUUUGAUUGGACUACUGCGUGGAAUUGAGAAAUUUGAUUCUUCAAAAGGGUACAAAAUUUCAACUUAUGUCUAUUGGUGGAUACGUCAGGGUGUUUCACGAGCAUUAGUUGAUAAUUCCAGAACCUUGAGAUUGCCUACUCAUUUGCAUGAAAGGUUGGGUUUAAUCAAGAAUGCAAAAAUUAAACUUCAAGAGAAAGGAAUAACUCCUUCAAUUGAUAGAAUUGCAGAAUGCCUGAACAUGUCAAAAAAGAAAGUCAAGAAUGCCACAGAGGCAAUCAGUAAGGUCUUCUCUCUUGAUAGGGAAGUGUUUCCAUCUUUGAACGGACUUCCAGGAAAAACUCAUCAUAGUUACAUUGCAGAUAAUUGCCUUGAGAACAACCCAUGGCAUGGAGUAGAUGAGUGGGCGCUGAAGGAUGAAGUAAACAAGCUCAUCAAUAUGACCCUUGGGGAACGGGAAAGGGAGAUUAUACGUCUUUAUCAUGGUCUGGAUAAUGAAUGUCUUACCUGGGAGGAUAUUAGUAAACGCAUAGGUUUGUCCAGAGAAAGAGUCAGGCAAGUUGGGCUUGUUGCCCUAGAAAAACUAAAACACGCCGCAAGGAUGAGGGAGAUGGAGGCUAUGCUGGUGAAAUACUAAUUUGCUGCAUUUCAUCAAAGACCCCAUGAUUGUAUAUAUACAGAAAAGAAAACUGUAUCUUCAAUUUGUUUUGCUAAUCAAAAAUAGUUAUAGAAGAUUAUGUCAGGGUUUAUGACCCUAACUUUCUGUAACAAGAAUUAAAGAAAACACUGAUUAAGAGCCUGUAAGUUGGAGCGGAAUUUUUUUCAUGUAUCAUAUGUUGGGAGGGACAGAAUCUCUUAUGUGAA
Molecule: messenger RNA, 2087 nt
Organism: Quercus robur (English oak)
Lineage: Eukaryota; Viridiplantae; Streptophyta; Magnoliopsida; Fagales; Fagaceae
Product: RNA polymerase sigma factor sigA
Exons: 10
Coding region: 328-1860 (510 amino acids)
Biological process (GO): regulation of DNA-templated transcription; DNA-templated transcription initiation
Molecular function (GO): DNA-binding transcription factor activity
Source: RefSeq, a predicted model, not a curated record